GCGCGUCGUUGUGUUUCCCGUAAUGGGCAGAGCUAGUCCCUUCAAAUAACUGUGGGUUUUUAACUUCUACCGUUUACCGGUAACAGAAAACAAUCUCUCUAAGCAGAGGGAUAUGUCGUAUCCCCCAAGAUGAUCGAGUCCCACAUCGUUUAAUGUAAGAUUCUGGAUGUUAAGUUAUUUCCAAUGUAAUGGCCGCAGUCACAUCAGUAUGGUUUCUGUGCAUUCUGAUGGUUGACUGCACUUUUUUUAUUGAAGGUCUUCUUGUAACUCUUUCUCCCCCAAAAUGCUACAUUCCAUGUGAUGACAGCAGCUGUAGCGCAGAUAUAAUCUGUACAUGGGAUUCAAACCAUGACCCCAGUAUCAGUUUAAAUAACACCUACACUUUACACUGGGAAGACUAUAAAAACACGGUAACAGGUCACAGUGCAGUAAUCCAGCGUAAUUACUUUACUAGCCACAGCGAACUACGGGUUUGGAUUCAAACUCAGGACCAAGAUGGAACUGUGUUCAAUUCUAAAACAGUUUCCUUUAAUACAGCAGACAUCAUUAAGCCAUCUCCACCAGAGAUUAAAGAGGUAUUAAGUAGUCAAGAGCCCAUAGAAAUUCACUGGAGGUCUCCAUGUGACUGGUUGAUGCUUGAAGUAGGGCACUGUGAGGUCCGCCAUAGGACAGAGGCAGAGACGGCAUGGACUGAGCAAAAAGAAGGUGGAGUGUCUGGCAGCUAUACGCUCAACAAUCCAGAGCCCUGCACAAACUAUUCAUUUCAGGUCCGUUGUGCUUGUGGCACAAGCAUGAUGAGUGGCUGGAGUAAAGUCCAUGUAAUAAGGAGUGCAGAAAGAGCCCCUAUUGGAAAACUGGAUAUUUGGAGAGACUGUGACAUGUUACGUCCAAGCUCAAACUGUGUUCUUACAUGGAAGCGACUUCCCAUGUCUCAAGCCCGUGGACACAUUUUAGGAUAUAAUUUGACAUUAUAUUAUAAUAAUGGGACCAACUCAGUUUUGAAUAUGUCUGCUGCCGAGUCAGUAUGUAUGAUCUGUAAUGAGGUCCAAUGUUACCAUAACUCCUCACUAAAGGAUGUUAAAUUUGUCAGUUUUAAUGCAUACAAUGCACUUGGUAUGACAGCACCUUCUCAUCUGGCUGUACAAACCCCAGUAACAAUAACUGAUCAGAGAGCCAUUGAUCUGAAGAUGAACCGUAACAAUUUAUCUGUCUCCUGGAAUGCCACUUGGAUUACUGACAAUAUCAGUGAAUUUGUGGUGCAAUACAAAGAAGCUGGAUCCCCAUUGGGCAAAGGAUUGGAUUGGGUCAGAGUUAACACGAGUCUAACAAAAAUAACAGUCAAAGGGCAGUUCAAGAAUUACACAGCCUAUCAAGUGUCUGUGUUUACAGUAUCGGAUCAUAUGGUGCAGUUAUAUUGCACAGAUAUCAUACACUUUGUCCAAGGAAUACCUGCUAAAGUGCCUUUAUUUAAAGUGCUUACAUAUGGUACCACACAUGUGACAUUACUUUGGGAGACUGUUCUGAUGUCAGUGCAUAAUGGUGUCACUCCAUAUUAUCAAAUAGGAUAUGGCAAAGAUAACGUGUAUAACGUGAGCGCAUACCCACAAAUGGAAAAUAGAACUUUUACGCUGACAAAUCUCACUGAAGAUCAUAACUAUAAGGUGUGGAUAAAAGCUGUGAAUCAGGCUGGAUCUGGACCUAAUACUACUGUACUGUUUAAAACGCAGGACACUGAAAACAUAGGAACAUUCAUACAAUUAUUUUUUGUAUUAUUGGGAGCAGGGUUACUUCUAUGUUGUUCGUGGUUCUGCAGGAAAAAUAAAACAUGUCCCAUUGCCUUUUUGGAUAAGAAAAUACCAGAUCCCCACAAUAGCAAUAUCAUCAGGGAAAUGAAGUAUCAGAUAAAUGAUUCAUUGGCCUGGCUCUGCAUUCCUGCAACAGAACAACAUCCCAAAAUGUCAAUAAUUGAAAUAGUGAACAUCUCACAGGGUGCUUUCACCUCCAAAAUGGCUGAUCAGAUGAAUUGUGACAUUGGUGAUAAUAUAGUGGAAGAGGGCCGUCAAAAGACACAAUGCGGAUCUGGCAAAGAGGAGUACAGUAAAAUGAUUGACUCAGAUGAAGACAAAAAUGAGGAGGAAGAGGAUAAUGAUACUUGCUCAUCAAGCUCAGGGGGAGACCAUGCAGGCUAUGAACAGCACUUCAUGCCAACAGAACUAGACAUAAAGGCGGUGGAGGAGCGUGAAAGGACAGAGAGGUCAUGGGACGAAAUGAUGUGACAAAAUGGCUAUGCAGAGUGCUCUACUGUUUACUAAAAAGUUUGGCUUUGUAAUCACAAUAAUGAAGACUAGGAGCAUGUAUGUGUGAGAGUGUGUGUGUGAGAGUGUGAGAGACCUAACUGCUGGUUGGGUACAUUUCUAUUGUUGGAGUAUAGCCGUGUUUUGGAGAACUAUUUUUAUACUGUUCUUUUCUUUAACACUUGUUUUUAAAGUGUAUGUUUUCCAUUUUAAUGUUGUCUUUCUUGUAGUUUCUUUCAAUCUUUUAGACAAUGUUACAUCUUGCAUAACACCUUUAAACUUAAAUAACAGCUUAGACCAGGGGUGUCAAACACAUUUUCAUUGAGGGCCACAUCAGCAAAAUAGCUGCUCUCAAAGGGCCAGAUGUAAAAUAAAUUAAACAAAUUUUAUAACUUGUU
Molecule: messenger RNA, 2692 nt
Organism: Periophthalmus magnuspinnatus
Lineage: Eukaryota; Metazoa; Chordata; Actinopteri; Gobiiformes; Gobiidae
Gene: il12rb2l
Product: interleukin 12 receptor, beta 2a, like
Exons: 15
Coding region: 189-2276 (695 amino acids)
Biological process (GO): cytokine-mediated signaling pathway
Cellular component (GO): external side of plasma membrane
Molecular function (GO): cytokine receptor activity; protein binding
Source: RefSeq, a predicted model, not a curated record